CAGUGUGCCUUAUUUCCUCAGACGCCGCUUAGCUGGGAAGCGCGCUGAUGGAAGUGUCGUGGAAGUCGAAGUGGGAUUCAGUUUGAAAUAAACAAGUGAAAAUGCAUCGGAAGCAGUGUUUUAUUUAUUAAAGGCAGUUGGACGCGGUUGCAACAUUGUAACGUUCCGAUUAUGACUGUCAAGUUACUGCAGCAACAAACUCAAUCUGGGCUAACGGUCAUUCCUGUAUGAUUUAACGGCUGUAUAUGUGACAAUAUUGCGUUACAUUGACUUUGGAGGUUGUAUAGUCUAAAAAUGUCAACGUUCACUAUGUUAUGUAAACAAUACGAAAUGGCAAAAGUUAAACUUGAAUUGUAGCAUAUUUGCUAACGUGUUAGGAUGGGUUGGCAUGGUGUCAACUAAUCGAUUUAAAUACAUAACUUGAGCCGUGGGUGGUUAGUCAUUUCUUAUUUGUAUUAUUAAUCAAUUAAGUAUUUGUUGUUGAUAACAAACGUUUAAAAUAUGUUUCGUAGCUACCUGGCCAAAAUGGAGAUUAGUGAGGAAAUGCGCGCGUUAGCACGUUAUACUUUAUUCAAGACACGUGUUAAGAUGCAACGUCUUUUUUUAUUUUUAUUAUUAGAGAGAAAUGUGAUGGUUGCUGAAUAAUAAAGCAGUAUGCUCUGAGCAAAUCAAUAGUACAGGCUGCAAGGUUCUGCACAAUAUAAUAAUCUGGCAAAUGCAGUGCUAAUCUAUUCAAUAUGAUGGGUUCAGUCUUUAAAAUCAGUUAUUUAUUACACACCUAAUCUUGAUACUACGAUUUGGCAUAAAUGUAUAUAAACAAUAUUACAUCACAUUAAUAAAGGAAAAUAAUUUAAACUGCCAUGAGAUGGUCAUAUAUGAGUACAGAAGCACAAAAACACGAUCAUAAUCAAAAACUUUAUAUAAUACAUGUAAUAUUUUUUCCAAUUUGUAUUCGCAAUGCAUAAAUUGAAUAUUGAAUAAAUAAGUACUUUUAUAAAACCCAUACAAAGGCAGUUCAUACAUGUCUAAUGCAAAGAAGAGCACUAUCAGAAUGUUUAAAAAUGAUUUGAAUGUGGAUUAGUUACUUUAAAAAUAAUUUUUUAUUUUUAUUUUUUUACAACAGGGGAACCUCAAAACUAAUGACAGUGUAUCGUCAAAGGUUUGAUUGUGUCAGAGUUUUAACACAAAAAUUUAAUCAUUGUUAAUUAGUUUAUACAGGUAGAUAAUGCUGUUAGCCCAGGUGAAUCGAGAGACACAGGGCAUGGAGUUCCAAAGUGUUGAUGGGGACCCACAGCAGGUCACCCUAUGCCUGACCGAGGCAGUAACAGUUGCAGAUAGUGACAACAUAGAGGGAAUGGACACUGUGAGUUUGCAGGCGGUGACUCUGGCGGAUGGCUCCACUGCAUACAUCCAGCAUAGCCCUAAAGAAAACAAAAUAAUGGAAGGACAGGUGAUCCAGUUGGAGGAUGGAUCUGCUGCGUAUGUCCAGCACCUACCAAUGUCGAAAGCAGGUGGAGAAGGAUUGAGACUAGAGGAUGGCCAGGCUGUGCAACUGGAAGAUGGAACAACUGCUUACAUUCAUGCACCUAAAGAAACGUAUGAUCAGGGUGGUUUACAGGCUGUUCAUCUGGAGGAUGGCACCACUGCAUAUAUCCAACAUAUGCCCCAGUCCAACACCAUCUUGGCCAUCCAGGCAGAUGGCACUGUAGCAGACUUGCAGACAGAGGCCACCAUCGAUGCUGAGACCAUAAGUGUGCUGGAGCAAUAUUCAACUAAGAUGGAGGCCACAGAAUGUGGUACCGGGUUACUCGGUCGAGGGGACUCUGACGGCAGUGUCCAUAUGCAGAUUGUCCUGCAGGGUCAAGAGAGCAGAUCUCCUCGAAUUCAGCAUGUUGGGGAAAAAGCCUUCCGCUGUGAACAUGAUGGAUGUGGAAAACUCUAUACUACUGCUCACCAUCUAAAAGUGCAUGAAAGAUCGCAUACUGGGGAUAAGCCAUACAUUUGUGAUCAUAUGGGUUGUGGCAAAAAGUUUGCAACAGGGUAUGGCCUCAAGAGUCACGUCCGAACACACACUGGAGAAAAACCAUAUCGGUGUCAUGAGCUCAACUGCCUCAAGUCAUUUAAAACCUCUGGAGACUUACAAAAACACACACGAACCCAUACAGGUGAAAAGCCUUUUAAAUGUCCAUUUGAAGGCUGUGGGAGAUCUUUCACCACAUCCAACAUUCGUAAGGUCCACAUUCGUACUCACACAGGUGAGAGGCCAUACUACUGCUCUGAGCCCAACUGUGGAAGGGCUUUUGCAAGUGCCACCAACUACAAAAACCACAUGAGAAUCCAUACAGGAGAGAAGCCUUACGUUUGCACUGUGCCUGGCUGUGACAAGCGCUUCACAGAGUACUCCAGCCUGUACAAGCACCAUGUGGUUCACACACCCUGCAAACCUUACAACUGUAACCACUGCGGAAAGACGUACAAGCAAAUCUCUACCUUGGCCAUGCAUAAACGCACAGCACACAAUGACACAGAGCCCAUAGAGGAGGAACAAGAAGCUUAUUUUGAGCCCCCCUCAGAGGCCAUUGAUGACCCUGGGUUAAUGUAUACUCAUACAGUAGUAGAGGAUGACUCUGGGUCUGAGCAGGUAUCAGUUGGAUCAGAGGUCAUGGGACAACAGCAUGUGGCUCUUAUAUCUCAGGAUGGCACACAACAGGUUCUAUCUCAAGCAGAUAUGCAGGCUAUGGGAGGCACAAUAACCAUGGUAACACAAGAGGGAACCACCAUAACCAUCCCAGCGCAUGAAGCAAUGCUUUCUUCAGGAGGGGCACAUUCUGUUACCAUGGUAUCUGCAGAUGGCACUGAGGGACAGGUGGCUAUUGUGACGCCAGACUUGUCUGCAUACCAGACAGAGGAGGGGGAGCUCGUACAGGAUCAGGAGCAGCAUGUGGUUUCCACAAGCCCACAUCCAGUCACACUGUUAGCUACCUCUAAUGGCACACACAUUGCUGUACAGCUUAGUGAUCAGCCCUCCCUAGAAGAAGCCAUCAGAAUAGCAUCAAGAAUACAGCAAGGAGACACCCCCGGAUUGGACGAUUAACUAAUGUUCUGCUUAUCACAAUAAACUUAAUAUCUCAAGAUUGUGUGCGAGUGAGUGUGUAUAUAUGCGUGUAUUGAAAACCUGUCAAACAUCAUGUUUUUUUCUAAUGCUUCAACAUGAUCGCUGUAUAUCAAGAAGUCAAGAUAUUUUUUUGGAUAUAUAUGUACAUAAUUGUUUUAAAACUAGAGUUUUUGUAUAUAUUUGAUUCUGCUAUUUUUUGCAAUCUGUCAACAAGGAAAGAUCAACAACAAUAAAAAAAAAAAAGAAAAAAAAA
Myxocyprinus asiaticus (Chinese sucker) is the source of this 3368-nucleotide messenger RNA. Its product is annotated as zinc finger protein 143. Gene Ontology annotation, biological process: central nervous system development; regulation of transcription by RNA polymerase II. The transcript has 15 exons. The coding region runs from base 1226 to 3094 and encodes 622 amino acids. The record is from RefSeq and is a predicted model, not a curated record. Lineage: Eukaryota; Metazoa; Chordata; Actinopteri; Cypriniformes; Catostomidae. Gene Ontology annotation, molecular function: DNA-binding transcription factor activity, RNA polymerase II-specific; RNA polymerase II cis-regulatory region sequence-specific DNA binding. Gene Ontology annotation, cellular component: transcription regulator complex; PcG protein complex; nucleus.